GGUCAUAACAAUAUUGUGUUAUUUCUCCCAAAAUUGAUUUUAGUACAUUAUUAUACAAAAUGGAAAACCAUGAACAAACCACAACUUCCACUACCCACACCACCACCACACAUGUAACGGCUAAGGCUAGACCGCCAACCAAAAUAACUCUUUUAAUACUUAGUUUUAUCUUAUUAUCAAUCGGAAACUGCGGUGGCCCGUUGAUCACACGCCUCUACUUCAUCCAUGGCGGCAACCGUGUAUGGUUAUCGUCGUCCCUAGAAACCGCAGGAUGGCCUGUCAUCAUUGUAGUUCUCAUAGUUCUCUACUUACACCGUCACAGAACAACAGAAAACAAACCUACAACCCUCAUCUACAUGCGUCCGCGGUUAUUCUUCGCAGUAGCAUUUAUCGGCCUCCUCACUGGCCUCGAUGACUACCUUUACGCCUACGGCGUGGCCCGCCUCCCAAUAUCCACGUCAGCCCUAAUCCUAGCUCCCCAUCUCGCUUUUGUUGCGUUUUUUGCUUACGUUCUUGUGAAACAAAAGUUUACACCGUAUUCGGUCAACGCGGUGGUGCUAUUGACGGUCGGGGCAGCGGUGUUGGCAUUGCAUACGAGCGGUGACCGGCCGGCGGGAGAGAGUAAGAAGGAGUAUUGGAUGGGGUUUGUUAUGACGGUAGCGGCAGCGUUGUUGUAUGGGUUUGUGUUGCCGUUUAUAGAACUAACGUACAAGCAUGCAAAGCAAGAGAUUACGUAUACACUUGUGGUGGAGAUUCAGAUUGUCAUGUGCUUUUUUGCAACCCUAUUUUGUAUGGUCGGAAUGAUUGCAAACAAUGACUUUAAGGUGAUUCAAAGUGAGGCAAAAGAUUUUGAACUUGGGCAAACAAAAUAUUAUGCAAUACUGUGUGCUAGUGCUUUGAUAUGGCAAUGUUUCUUCUUAGGAGCUAUUGGAGUUAUCUUUUGUGCAUCUUCGUUAUUAUCAGGGAUUAUAAUUGCCGUUCUUCUUCCGGUAACAGAAGUAUUAGCAGUAAUUUUCUACAAAGAAAAGUUUCAAGCUGAGAAAGGAGUCGCACUUGUUUUGUCUCUAUGGGGAUUUGCUUCUUACUUCUAUGGGGAUUAUAAGUUGACGAAGAGGUUGAAGGAAGAAAUGCAGUAUUCUCAACAAUCAAUGGAGAUGGAUCAAGCUAAUUCAUUUGUAUAGUAGUUGAGUUUAGUUAUACGUUUUUACUUUUUUUCUUCUUCUUAUUAUGUUUUCAAUUUAUACUCUUAAACCAAGGUUAAAGUUCUAUCGAAGGAGAUUUGAUGUAAGCUCAUAAAUAUGAAAAUUAUAAAUUUUUCUUAGUUUCUAAAAUUUUAUUGAGUA
Molecule: messenger RNA, 1343 nt
Organism: Helianthus annuus (common sunflower)
Lineage: Eukaryota; Viridiplantae; Streptophyta; Magnoliopsida; Asterales; Asteraceae
Product: purine permease 1
Exons: 2
Coding region: 60-1181 (373 amino acids)
Cellular component (GO): membrane
Molecular function (GO): purine nucleoside transmembrane transporter activity
Source: RefSeq, a predicted model, not a curated record